UUAACUUUGCUCUCAUUCUCCUCCAUCACCAAUUGCUUCUCACCAUGGGAAAGAAAAAACAAGAGAUGUCACAGGUAUAUGCUAAUAGCAAUAAUGAAUUCAUUUUUGGAGAGAAUGGAGGUCGUGGGAAACAUCUAAGUUCAUUUUUAAAAAAUCUCUCGUUGACUGGAUCUUCAAGACAGACAAGUGGAUCGAGCUUAACUGGUCCUGGUGCAGAAUCUGAUGCAGAUAUUAGUAGUAGUAUAUAUGGAAACUUGGGAUACAGUGCAGACCUCUCUGGUGCUACUGGCGGACGGGCAUCGCCAAGCAGAGACAGGAAAACUUCAUAUUCCCCAACAAGAUCGUUUCGAUCAGUAUCUGGACCAGUAGGUGCGGGCUAUUCUCAUGCAGAAUCGACUGAGCGUGCUGGUGGAGGCUCCCCAUUUUCUUCUAAUGACCGGCGAUCUGCCAGUCAUAGUCGUAGAAGUAUGAAAUAUACUGAUUUGGAUGAUGACUGGGAUGCUGAAUUGGAUGGGUUAAAUGAACGAGAAAAACCGCAAAAGACAACUCCCAAACUUCAACUGGCUCCGUCAUUACCCCCAAUGGUAGACUCACUAUAUCCAGAUCUUACAAUGGCAUUUUCUCCCCAACAGCAACUUUCGAAAGAAUCAUCGAUUGAACCCAACAAUACAACAAUCUCUAAUACGUCUGGAGUCACGACCAAUAAAUCAGAUAACUUCAAUUCUUACAACACAAGUACUGUUUCAAGUUCAAAGCAUCUCAAGUUUAAAAAAAUAAUGGAGCCUUCGUCAAUAAAUAUCCAAGAUCUUCGGAAAUUAUCGUGGAAUGGAAUUCCAAGUGAACUUCGAGCCAUAACUUGGCAGAUUUUGCUUGGAUAUCUUCCAACCAAUAAGUCACGUCAAGAAUCUACCCUUAACAGGAAACGUCAAGAGUAUUUGGAUGGGGUUGAUAACAUCCGUGAAAUAGAUUUUAAUGAAACAUCUAGUGGUGGGUCUAAUACCCCUUCAACAUCCAAUUCAUCUUCUCAACAAUUAUAUCAUCAAAUUAAUAUUGACGUGAAGCGCACUCAUCCAAAAAUUAAACUUUACUCAUAUGCUGCAACCCAAAAAUCACUCCGUAGAAUUCUUUAUCUUUGGUCAAUCCGUCAUCCAGCAAGUGGGUACGUACAAGGUAUUAAUGACUUGUGUACGCCAUUUUAUCAGAUCUUUUUAGGUCAUUAUCUUUGGCAAGUCCAAAGGGCCAAAAUUUCAUCUGCAUCAGAUGUUAAAAGGAAAGAGGAGGAACAGAACAACUCUCAUCUACUUGUCCCUGGUCUUUUUGGCGAUCCCCUGGAUAGCUUCGAAAAAGAUCUUCUACAACUGAAUGAUAUACUUCAGCUUGAUGUAAUGCUGUUUGAUCCAGGAAGACUUUCAGCUCGAGUUUGUAACGCUAUAGAGGCAGACACUUACUGGUGUCUUUCUCGUCUAUUGGAGAAUAUCACUGAUAACUAUAUCCAUCAACAACCAGGGAUCAUUCGUCAAGUGAAUGAACUUAAUACUCUUAUUGCAAAGAUUGAUGUUGAACUUCUUGCUCAUUUCCAAAGUGAAGGAAUCGAGUUUAUGCAAUUCUCAUUCCGUUGGAUGAAUUGUCUAUUAAUGAGAGAAUUAUCAAUGCCAUUAAUAACUCGUAUGUGGGAUACCUAUCUUAGUGAAAGCCCAUUAGGUUUCAACGACUUCCACGUGUACGUUUGUGCAGCAUUCCUAAUCAAAUUUAGUGAUGAAUUGAAGCAUAAGGAUUUCCAAGAAAUUCUCCUCUUCUUACAAAACCCCCCUACGCAACUGUGGCUGGAAUCAGACGUUGAACUAAUGUUGAGUGAAGCUUUCAUAUGGCAAAGUUUAUAUAAAAAUGCAACUGCCCAUUUGAGAUAGCUACUAUGAUAUAAAAAUCGGUAUAGAUAAUUAAUAAAAAAAAAUUC
[Candida] anglica is the source of this 1954-nucleotide messenger RNA. NCBI's taxonomy places the organism in Eukaryota, Fungi, Ascomycota, Pichiomycetes, Serinales, Debaryomycetaceae. The record is from the annotation of a GenBank genome assembly.